GUGUAUGUAAUAGCAUAUUUGUGAGAGAUGUAUAGUUUGAAAUUAUCAUCAGAACUAAAAUGUAGUUUAUAAGAAACCCGAGACCCUUUGGAAAAGUUAAAAAGAAACCUUUUUUGAAAGAAUUUUUCCAGUGCUGCAGAAGGACCGCCUUUCACUUACUGAGUAAGCAUGUAGCAGAGACUGUUCAGAUUAAUGAGCUUUUCCAUUAACAGUUUCAAUGAGAGUUCCAGCAGUGCUCUUAGAGACACCUCAGCUUUUGCCUGUGUUCCUGGUUGCAGCUGGCCCUCAGUGGGAUUCCCUGCCCAUCCUAUUACUUUUAUUCAUUUCUUUUGCCUUCAUUUCAUUUAUCUCCCUCUGCUUGCACACUUUAUCACCUGAACAUUUGAGAGCAGCAGCUCUUUGUGCUGGGUGCCCUGUGAGCUCCUGUGAUCAUUAGCCUGCAGCAGUUUUACUUGUGCGUGGAGAAGGAAGAAAAUGGCCUGUGCUGAGUAUUCUUUUCAUAUGCCAAGUCUAGAGGAACUUGUUGGAGUUCUGCAGAAGGGGCUAAAGGAUAACUUUGCUGAUGUGCAGGUGUCUGUGGUUGAUUGCCCUGAUUUGACUAAGGAGCCAUUUACCUUUCCUGUAAAAGGAAUCUGUGGUAAAACUAGAAUUGCAGAAUUAGGAGGUGUGCCUUACUUAUUGCCUCUUGUAAAUAAGAAAAAAGUUUAUGAUCUAAAUAAGAUUGCAAAAGAAAUCAAGCUUCCUGGAGCUUUCAUUCUUGGAGCGGGGGCAGGUCCAUUUCAGACUCUUGGGUUCAAUUCCGAGUUUAUGCCAGUGAUUCAAACAGAAAGUGAACACAAACCUCCUGUGAAUGGAAGUUACUUUGCCUCCAUUAACCCUGAUGAUGGAGGAUGCCUACUCGAGAAAUACAGUGAGAAAUACCAUGAUUAUGGGUGUGCAUUACUGGCUAACCUUUUUGCCAGUGAGGGCCAACCUGGAAAGGUCAUUGAAGUGAAAGCCAAAAGAAGAAAUGGAAAACUUAAUUUUGUGACCUGUAUGAGACAGACUCUUGAAAAACAUUAUGGAGACAAGCCUGUAGGGAUGGGAGGUACUUUCGUAAUUCAGAAAGGAAAAGUGAAGACUCAUGUUAUGCCUAGAGAAUUUUCUCCCUGCCCUUUGAACUCUGAUGAAGACGUGAAUAACUGGUUGCAUUUUUACGAGAUGAAGGCUCCUUUGAUUUGUCUGCCAGUUUUUGUCUCCAAAGACCCAGGGUUUGAUUUGCGAUUGGAGCACACUCACUGUUUUAGUCAUCAUGGAGAAGGUGGACACUACCAUUAUGACACUACCCCAGAUAUAGUGGAGUAUCUUGGCUACUUCUUACCUGCAGAGUUUCUCUAUCGCAUUGAUCAACCAAAAGAGACUCACUCAUUUGGGCGGGAUUAAGUCAACUGCUAUUUAUUUA
Molecule: messenger RNA, 1441 nt
Organism: Pipistrellus kuhlii (Kuhl's pipistrelle)
Lineage: Eukaryota; Metazoa; Chordata; Mammalia; Chiroptera; Vespertilionidae
Gene: BKGD
Product: chromosome unknown C11orf54 homolog
Exons: 9
Coding region: 475-1422 (315 amino acids)
Cellular component (GO): nucleus
Molecular function (GO): zinc ion binding; hydrolase activity, acting on ester bonds
Source: RefSeq, a predicted model, not a curated record